Molecule: messenger RNA, 1292 nt
Organism: Sander lucioperca (pikeperch)
Lineage: Eukaryota; Metazoa; Chordata; Actinopteri; Perciformes; Percidae
Gene: il12bb
Product: interleukin 12B, b
Exons: 9
Coding region: 97-1062 (321 amino acids)
Molecular function (GO): protein binding
Source: RefSeq, a predicted model, not a curated record
CACAUACUCGCAACACCACCACUUCACACCACUUCACCUCUGGGGCAACCUUAUCAGAUCAGCUUGCAGUUGUGAAAUUCAAGUCCAGUUGUCAAGAUGCGUGUAUUGUUCCUUAUAGUCCUGUAUGCUGGAUUGUGCUACGCCAGCUCUGACAGUGACCAAGAAAACAUAGAGAUUCUAAUGGAUAAUGUUCUGGUCCUGAGAGUGCCCUAUGGUCUGGGUAGCCGUGUGUAUGUUCCUCUGACCUGUGGAGAAGCUUAUCAAAACCAGCCUGUGGUUUGGAAGAAAAACGGCGAGGAGAUUGAACCAGCUCUGCAGGGGAACCAGGUCAAGGUCCUGGUGGAGGAGAUGAAUGGAGGAAACUACACUUGUCACCUUGGUCCAGACGGAGAAUACCUCAACCACACUGUUAUCCUGAUCCAACUAGAUCCAGACAACAGGACUGUCAUUCUGGAAGAAUUCCCUGAAGAGGGUCCAGGUCACAUCUACUGUUCAGCCCCCAACUAUAACGGCUCCUUCCACUGCACCUGGAGAAGAUCACCUACCAGAUCCAACGCUGCUGUGCUCCUGGUGAAGGCAGAACGUAAUUCAGAAAAGAUUCCAUGUGAGCUGGAUGCUGAUGGAUCAGGAAUUCACUGCAAGGAUGCCAACUGCCCAUACAAAGAGGAACAGCACCGUGUCUUCUUCACCAUCUACAUACACAGCGACUCUCGCCUCGAGGCCUACACAAAGACUUUCUACCUGAGAGAGAUUGUGAGGCCAGCAAAUCUCCAUAACCUGCGCAUCACUGAUGGGAAGGAGUUCAGCUGGAACUACCCUGAAUCCUGGGCUAAGCCCUGCACCUACUUUGGUCUGCAGUUCCAGGUCAAGGUGGUCCAAAAAGGACUUCCCUGUGACAGUAAAAAUAAAAUAAUGAAUGACACCACUGAGAAAACGACAUAUAAGGUCAACAUCAAACCCAAUAAGUAUGUUUUCUGUGUGCGAGCUCAAGACAAAUUCACCAACGGGCCAUUUAGCCACUGGAGCCGCUGCAUAGUGGAUAAACAUACACAGGUCUGCUAGCUUCUGUCACUGGACUGAAGCCAUAGAGGAUGGAAGAACACCAGGAUGCAAGAAAACAUUUUUCUAACUCCCAUUUUUUAAAAGCAAUGCACAAAGUGCUGUGCUUUGGGAGUGAAAGUAUACCUGUACAGUAUUUAUUGAUCACUUAUUUAAGUUGUCUCUAUGGAACUACAGUAUAAUGUUAAGCCUAUUAUUUGUAAUAUGAUUGAAAUAAAGUACUCAUUCCUUUA